This is a messenger RNA of Perkinsus marinus ATCC 50983, 2559 nucleotides long. RefSeq names its product 8-amino-7-oxononanoate synthase, putative. Gene Ontology annotation, biological process: ceramide biosynthetic process; sphingosine biosynthetic process. Gene Ontology annotation, molecular function: serine C-palmitoyltransferase activity; pyridoxal phosphate binding. Bases 1 to 2040 code for a protein of 679 amino acids. The record is from RefSeq and is a predicted model, not a curated record. Lineage: Eukaryota; Perkinsozoa; Perkinsida; Perkinsidae. Gene Ontology annotation, cellular component: serine palmitoyltransferase complex. The transcript has 10 exons.
AUGUCUCUAACAGCCUCAACAGUAUCUUACUCGCUCGAAGAUCAUGCCUUGAUGCUCGAUGAUGCCGCUCGCUAUGCGGUGGCCGUCGUAUUAAUGAUCGGUUUGGCUUUAUGCCUCUUCGUAAUCGAUGAGUUUCGUGGUACCAGACCGGAGGCUUCGACGGCGUUCAUGCCAGUUUUUUCUCCCGUUGAGAGCAACCCAUGGGCUAAGCUGAAUGACUAUGAGUACUUCUCUGGCCUGUUCGGUCUUGGGAAGUGGGGUUUGUGGAAGUGGCCCACCAAGAUGGUCCGCCGCAGCACUGCUAGGCUCGCCAAAAGGCUGCGUAAGGAGACAAAUGACCACUCUUAUCGUGAAACAGGCCUCCCAUGGGCACCCGUUGUCCAUGCUUACAUCAGCUGGGUGGUCGUUGGUCAGGUUGGGUAUCCUGCCACACCGGUAACUCUGGCUCGGGCCAGAUUCUGUGUGAGUGCUAGCCAUACGAAGGAGCAACUAGAUACUACCCUUGAGGUUAUGAAGGAGGUCUCCAGGAUAGUGGGCAUCGAAUACGGUAACAACACGGAUGAGGUAGCAUCUAGAGCAUACAGAAAGUACCUCUCCGAGGCAGCAAUCGUCAGCGAUCCUUUGCCUGGCUUGGCGACCUAUUGGAGGCCAGAGCCUCUGGUCCCUAGCUGGGUGGAUGCGGAGGAGGGAGAGAAUAUGUCGAGUAAAAGUGAGGAGGGGAUGGGAAUCUGUUAUUGGUCUCUCUCUGGUCUUGAAGCUUGUGGGCCUUUGAGUGAACAAAUCGCUGAGUUUGGGUCUAAGCGUAGACCGGUGGUCCUCAUGAUAGGUAUCUCUACUACUGAUUCAACCUCCCGGGAUGGUUGCUCGAGUCAUUCUGAGGAUGAGCACGGCGACUCUUUGGUGGAUUUCGCCACGAUCGAUCCGUUGUCACUCCAGCAUAAGCCAGACGACAGCCUGAUGGAGAUUGCGAGGGCCGUCGUGAGGGAGAAGGGCUUCGGUACCUGCGGCCCGAGAGGCUUCUAUGGUACUGCCGUUGAGCAUUUGGGCUUGGAGAAGGCUAUCAGUGAGUUACUUGGAACAGAGGCAUCCAUUGUGUACAGUCAUCAUACUGUGUCCGACUCGAGCGUGAUUCAAGCAUUCCUUACUAACAACGACUUCGCUAUAGUCCAUAAGGAUGCGAAUGUUCAUAUGUGUACGGGUCUCAAACUUUCUCGUGUAAAGAACAUUACUUGGUGGUCGGGCGACAUCGAUGAGCUGGCUAGUCUGGUAGAGGCACAGAGCAAAGACGUGAAGAUGGCUGCGAGGGCUGCUAUUUACUGGGCGAGCGAGAUAUGUGUGUUUUUUCAGGUCGUCGAGAUUAAAGACGAAUUUGGUGCCUAUCUGCUGCUUGAUGACACCUAUGGCAUCGGUACAGUGGGUGAGAAUGGUCGAGGAUAUUGUGAAUACUACGGAGUUCCAUGUUCUUCCGUCGACCUCCUCGUAGGCUCCCUCGAGCACGCCUUCGGAUCACAGGGGGGAUUUUGUGCUGGACAACAAACCAGCAUUGAUCACCAGACUCUUCAUGGCAGCGGCUAUCGUUUCAGCUCUAGCUCUCCACCGGCUUCUUGCAAGUUCGCAGCUGAGACGAUGCGUCGUCUGCAAGGGAAUGAGCGUCUUCGUUCCCUUCAAGCCAAUGUUGAGCAACUGCACCAACGUCUAGUCGACGCUGGGGUAAAGGUUCUCACUGACUCGCAAUGCUUCAAGCAGAUUAUUGAGGUUGGUGAUGCCCAGAGUGUCGCACAAUUUUUGAGAAGGGAGGGUUUUGCCGUUCAGCCUGUGCUGGUGUCACCACUAGAAAAUGCCGGCUUGACUGCGUCGGAGCGGAAGAAUACUAUGUUGAGAAUUUGUGUCCGUGCGGAUCAUACAUCAGCCCAGAUUGCCCAGCUUGGAACCUCUUUGAAGGGGCUGCAUCCAUCGUCGCUACUCUCGGUUCGUCAAGAUGAGGGUAGCAACAGCUGUGCUUUUCGGACAUUGCCCUCUCGUUCUCCGUAUAGGGGCUAGGAAUAGGCGUAUAGAGGCUGGCAUGACGUAUUUAUUUGGUUACUAUUAAUACCUCCCUUUGAGUUUGACGUCAUUUUAGUGCUGUGCCUUCUGAGCUUCUCCUCGCCACCUCGGUAUAGACUAGCGGCAAGGAGCUAAUCGUACUAGUCCUUCUGACGUCGUGCACGAGCUGCUGAUGGAGUGGCAACCCUUCGCCAAAUGGUUGACUCCGUCGCUUCUCAUGUCGUGCAUUAUUCUUUUGUCUUUUCGAACUUUUUCAGAUAGUGGUCAUGAUGGUACGCUCCGCUCCAGUCGUAUUAUUACUCCUUCUAGGCUCCUCAAUGGGAGUCUGCCUUACAGAGGGUUUUUAGCAGAUUUUUAAACUUCGGAUUAGUGGAAUUUCCCUAUUGCUAUCAGUGAUAAGUGCCCAGGUGAAUGGCGAAAAGGUUAUCGGGCUAUCCAUCGACGACACCUCCUGGGACUAUCACAGUGAAUAGCACCAGCUACUUUUCCGUAUGACUUUCAAGCGAAUUUUCGAUG